AAGCGGCCGGGGAGGAUGAGAAAUCACUGCUGGACGGGACGGGAUCUCCCCUCCUCCUGUGUGUACAAAAUGGGGAAGGCCCUUUCCCACCUGCCUAAGCCUACCUGUCAUGAUGACUGUCAGGACAACCUAACCGCAUCCCCCGGGUACAGUGCCAUGCAGACAGAGGACAUUAAGAACGGGGGAGACGUGUCUCAGUUCCCUUACGUGGAGUUCACUGGCCGAGACAGCGUCACCUGCCCCACAUGCCAAGGCACUGGAAGGAUCCCGCGAGGCCAAGAAAAUCAGCUGGUGGCCCUGAUCCCAUACAGCGACCAGAGGCUGAGACCAAGGAGAACCAAGCUGUAUGUGACUGCUUCAGUUAUUGUGUGCCUGCUGCUCUCCAGCCUGGCUGUGUUCUUCCUUUUCCCACGUUCCAUUGAUGUGAACUAUGUGGGAGUGAAGUCUGUCUACGUGUCCUAUGACCAGAGCAAACGCAUUGUGUAUCUCAAUGUUACGAACUCAUUGAAUAUUACUAACAACAACUAUUACUCGGUGGACGUGGCCAACAUCACAGCCCAGGUGCAGUUUUCCAAGACUGUGAUUGGAAAGACCCGCAUUAGUAACAUAACCACUAUUGGCCCCCUGGAUAUGAAGCAGAUUGACUACAUGGUGCCCACCACCAUAGCUGAUGAAAUGAGCUAUAUGUAUGACUACUGUACUCUGCAGAGCAUCAAGGUGCACAACAUUGUGGUUAUGAUGCAGAUAACCGUCACUACAGUGUACUUUGGCCAUGCUGAGCAGGUGUCUCAGGAGAUGUACCAGUAUGUGGACUGUGGAGGAAACACUACAGCUCUGCAUGAAUAUAGUCUGAAUACUCCUUGGGCAGGCUAGAGCUGAUCCCGAUAAUGUAACAUCACCCUGUCCCUCACCUCUCCAUUCCAUGUGUCAAUGUUUUGGUAAAUCUGUUUGAGGGUUUACUGCACUUCUGCCAGUGAACCACUAGAUGUCAGAGUGUUUGCAAUUCACGAAUGAUGCACUUUAUUUUUCAUUUUCUCCAAGCAAUAUGAACAUUACGGGGUCUGCGUAGUUCUCAGUCCAGUUCACUUUGCCAAACAGAAUCAUUCAUGAGUGUUGUGGUACAAGAUACCUUUUGACAAAGUUCCCUUGUCUUCUAGCACUUCUUAUUUAAAACCCCUCUUAACUGACUUGAUGUAUUUAUGUAUUUGAUGCCAGCUUUUUGUCAGCUGUACUUCGGGUUAUUAUUUUUAUCGUGUUGAUCCUGAUAUUCAUUACAGUUCCAAUGACGAGAUCUAUCUUAACCCAAACACACUUAAUACCUCGUUCCAGUUCCACAGAGUUGGUUCAUGCUCACAGACAGCAUUACAUGAUGCUGUUUUCUGAGGGGGAGUCGGGGUGCAUAUUUGAGAUUGCUUUCAACUACUGUGUGUUUCAUACAAAAGGAUCAUGUGACCACUGAGGGAAUGUCAUUGUAGAUAGCACAAAAGUUGUGCUUCAUGUAAACACUUCAAUCUAUUUAUUUUGUUUGCACUUUGAUAGCAACAUUUCUUUGUCACAGUUUAUAAGCUGUAAAUCUCCAUGAAAAAUCACCUCUAAAUGCAAACUGAUAAAGCACUAAUUAUGUAGAACCACAAUCACUGGCACCUGAGAGCAUCUGACUGCUCAAAUAAUGGAGAAUAUUAUGAGAUGACCAUUCCUUCUGAUUCCUUAUUGUUUAGAAUUUAAAGGCAUUUCAUAUAGAAGUUUGCUUAUUAAAACUAGAUGUUACGUUUAGAUAGAGAGAACUUUGAUAACAUUUUAAACCAGAUGGACUAUAUAGAAAUUUACAUUUGUAAACAUUUUAAUCAUGUUUUUAAAAAAGAUUAUAUAGCCUCUGUAAUAGAAGUGGCUGCUAACAUGACUUGGCAUUUUUGCAUUUCCUAACAACCGUUUGCUUGAUGUACAUGUUUGUGUGUAGCUCUUGUGAUUUUGAAAGAAGAAAAAAAGCGGUUUGGACUGCUUGAGAGAUACACCGACUGAAAUAACAUGACACCUACUGGUUUCCAUGAAAUAAACAUGUUUUGAGUCACUUGA
This is a messenger RNA of Rhinichthys klamathensis goyatoka, 2073 nucleotides long. It is a transcript of the gene tmem106bb, whose product is annotated as transmembrane protein 106Bb. The coding region runs from base 16 to 873 and encodes 285 amino acids. The transcript is spliced from 8 exons. NCBI's taxonomy places the organism in Eukaryota, Metazoa, Chordata, Actinopteri, Cypriniformes, Leuciscidae. The record is from RefSeq and is a predicted model, not a curated record.